AUGAGUGGGGCUGUGGCCUUCUGUCCACACAGACGCCACAAAGACAGACACCAGCACAGACGCCACAAAGACAGACACCAGCACAGACGCCACAAAGACAGACACCAGCACAGACGCCACAAAGACAGACACCAGCACAGACGCCACAAAGACAGACACAGCACAGACGCCACAAAGACAGACACCAGCACAGACGCCACAAAGACAGACACAGCACAGACGCCACAAAGACAGACACCAGCACAGACGCCACAAAGACAGACACCAGCACAGACGCCACAAAGACAGACACCAGCACAGAUGCCACAAAGACAGACACCAGCACAGACGCCACAAAGACAGACACCAGCACAGACGCCACAAAGACAGACACCAGCACAGACGCCACAAAGACAGACACCAGCACAGACGCCACAAAGACAGACACAGCACAGACGCCACAAAGACAGACACCAGGUAAGAUGCCACAAAGACAGACACCAGCACAGAUGCCACAAAGACAGACACCAGCACAGACGCCACAAAGACAGACACCAGCACAGAUGCCACAAAGACAGACACCAGCACAGACGCCACAAAGACAGACACCAGCACAGACGCCACAAAGACAGACACCAGCACAGACGCCACAAAGACAGACACCAGCACAGACGCCACAAAGACAGACACCAGCACAGACGCCACAAAGACAGACACCAGCACAGACGCCACAAAGACAGACACCAGCACAGAUGCCACAAAGACAGACACCAGCACAGACGCCACAAAGACAGACACCAGCACAGACGCCACAAAGACAGACACCAGCACAGACGCCACAAAGACAGACACCAGCACAGACGCCACAAAGACAGACACCAGGUAAGAUGCCACAAAGACAGACACCAGCACAGACGCCACAAAGACAGACACCAGCACAGACGCCACAAAGACAGACACCAGCACAGACGCCACAAAGACAGACACCAGCACAGACGCCACAAAGACAGACACCAGCACAGACGCCACAAAGACAGACACCAGCACAGACGCCACAAAGACAGACACCAGCACAGAUGCCACAAAGACAGACACCAGCACAGAUGCCACAAAGACAGACACCAGGUAAGAUGCCACAAAGACAGACACCAGCACAGACGCCACAAAGACAGACACCAGGUAAGAUGCCACAAAGACAGACACCAGCACAGACGCCACAAAGACAGACACCAGGUAAGAUGCCACAAAGACAGACACCAGCACAGACGCCACAAAGACAGACACCAGCACAGACGCCACAAAGACAGACACCAGCACAGACGCCACAAAGACAGACACCAGGUAAGAUGCCACAAAGACAGACACCAGCACAGACGCCACAAAGACAGACACCAGGUAAGAUGCCACAAAGACAGACACCAGCACAGACGCCACAAAGACAGACACCAGCACAGACGCCACAAAGACAGACACCAGCACAGAUGCCACAAAGACAGACACCAGGUAAGAUGCCACAAAGACAGACACCAGCACAGACGCCACAAAGACAGACACCAGGUAAGAUGCCACAAAGACAGACACCAGCACAGACGCCACAAAGACAGACACCAGCACAGACGCCACAAAGACAGACACCAGCACAGACGCCACAAAGACAGACACCAGGUAAGAUGCCACAAAGACAGACACCAGCACAGACGCCACAAAGACAGACACCAGGUAAGAUGCCACAAAGACAGACACCAGCACAGACGCCACAAAGACAGACACCAGCACAGACGCCACAAAGACAGACACCAGCACAGACGCCACAAAGACAGACACCAGCACAGAUGCCACAAAGACAGACACCAGGUAAGAUGCCACAAAGACAGACACCAGCACAGACGCCACAAAGACAGACACCAGGUAAGAUGCCACAAAGACAGACACCAGCACAGACGCCACAAAGACAGACACCAGGUAAGAUGCCACAAAGACAGACACCAGCACAGACGCCACAAAGACAGACACCAGCACAGACGCCACAAAGACAGACACCAGCACAGACGCCACAAAGACAGACACCAGCACAGACGCCACAAAGACAGACACCAGGUAAGAUGCCACAAAGACAGACACCAGCACAGACGCCACAAAGACAGACACCAGCACAGACGCCACAAAGACAGACACGAGCACAGACGCCACAAAGACAGACACCAGCACAGACGCCACAAAGACAGACACCAGCACAGACGCCACAAAGACAGACACCAGCACAGACGCCACAAAGACAGACACCAGGUAAGAUGCCACAAAGACAGACACCAGCACAGACGCCACAAAGACAGACACCAGCACAGAUGCCACAAAGACAGACACCAGCACAGACGCCACAAAGACAGACACCAGCACAGAUGCCACAAAGACAGACACCAGCACAGACGCCACAAAGACAGACACCAGCACAGACGCCACAAAGACAGACACCAGCACAGAUGCCACAAAGACAGACACCAGCACAGACGCCACAAUGACAGACACCAGCACAGACGCCACAAAGACAGACACCAGCACAGACGCCACAAAGACAGACACCAGCACAGAUGCCACAAAGACAGACACCAGGUAAGAUGCCACAAAGACAGACACCAGCACAGACGCCACAAAGACAGACACCAGGUAAGAUGCCACAAAGACAGACACCAGCACAGAUGCCACAAAGACAGACACCAGGUAAGAUGCCACAAAGACAGACACCAGCACAGACGCCACAAAGACAGACACCAGCACAGACGCCACAAAGACAGACACCAGACAGACACCAGCACAGACGCCACAAGACAGACACCAGAAGACGCCACAAAGACAGACACCAGCACAGACGCCACAAAGCACAAGACAGACACCAGCACAGACGCCACAAAGACAGACACCAGCACAGACGCCACAAAGACAGACACCAGCACAGACGCCACAAAGACAGAGCACACAGCACAAGACGCCACAAAGACAGACACCAGCACAGACGCCACAAAGACAGACACCAGCACAGACGCCACAAAGACAGACACCAGCACAGACGCCACAAAGACAGACACCAGCACAGAGCCACAAAGACAGACACCAGCACAGAGCCACAAAGACAGACACCAGCACAGACGCCACAAAGACAGACACCAGCACAGACGCCACAAAGACAGACACCAGCACAGACGCCACAAAGACAGACACCAGCACAGACGCCACAAAGACAGACACCAGCACAGACGCCACAAAGACAGACACCAGCACAGACGCCACAAAGACAGACACCAGCACAGACGCCACAAGACAGACAGACACCACACAGACCACGCCACAAAGACAGACACCAGCACAGACGCCACAAAAGACAGACACCAGCACAGACGCCCACAAAGACAGACACCAGCACGAGCACCAGCACAGACGCCACAAAGACAGACACCACCAGCACAAAGACACAAGCAGCACAGCACGCCACAAAGACAGACACCAGCACAGACGCCACAAAGACAGACACCAGACACAGACGCCACAAAGACAGACACCAGCACAGACGCCACAAAGACAGACACCAGCACAGACCACAAAGACAGACACCAGCACAGACGCCACAAAGACAGACACCAGCACAGACGCCACAAAGACAGACACCAGCACAGACGCCACAGACAGCCAAGACAGACACCAGCACAGACGCCACAAAGAAGACACCAGCACAGACGCCACAAAGACAGACACCAGCACAGACGCCACAAAGACAGACACCAGCACAGACGCCACAAAGACAGACACCAGCACAGACCACAGACACAGCAGCACCAGCACAGACGCCACAAAGACAGACACCAGCACAGACGCACCACAAAGACAGACACCAGCACAGACAGCCACAAAGACAGACACCAGCACAGACGCCACAAAGACAGACACCAGCACAGACGCCACAAAGACAGACAGACCAGCACAGACGCCACAAAGACAGACACCAGCACAGAUGCCACAAAGACAGACACCAGCACAGACGCCACAAAGACAGACACCAGCACAGACGCCACAAAGACAGACACCAGCACAGACGCCACAAAGACAGACACCAGCACAGACGCCACAAAGACAGGCACCAGCACAGACGCCACAAAGACAGACACCAGCACAGACGCCACAAAGACAGACACCAGCACAGACGCCACAAAGACAGACACCAGCACAGAUGUAUCACUUUCAGCUGAUGGUGUCCCAUUUAACUGUUUUCAGAGAGAAAGGUAA
Molecule: messenger RNA, 4254 nt
Organism: Knipowitschia caucasica
Lineage: Eukaryota; Metazoa; Chordata; Actinopteri; Gobiiformes; Gobiidae
Source: the annotation of a GenBank genome assembly